Solenopsis invicta (red fire ant) is the source of this 1044-nucleotide messenger RNA. Its product is annotated as chymotrypsin inhibitor. Bases 108 to 350 code for a protein of 80 amino acids. Lineage: Eukaryota; Metazoa; Arthropoda; Insecta; Hymenoptera; Formicidae. The record is from RefSeq and is a predicted model, not a curated record. The transcript is spliced from 3 exons.
ACACGUACUCUUCGCUGACCAAGGUCUACGAACAAACCGGUUGGCUAUAAAAGCACAUAUCUUGUCGGGAACAUCAGUCAAUGAAAUAAAGUGCAAGAAUUAUUACCAUGUCUCACGCUAGUUUUGUAUUACUUGUAACGGUCGGAGUGCUCUGCAGUAUGACUGCUGCACGGCCAGGCCGGUGCGCGUUAAAUGAAGAAUGGACCACUUGCGGAACGGCAUGUCCACAAACUUGUGAUUCGCUGCCUAAUCAACCCUGCACUAUGCAAUGCGUAAUAGGAUGUCAGUGCCGUGAAGGAUACGUGCUAAACAGCUCAAGACAAUGUGUGCCUCCUUCAGAAUGUUAUUAAUCGAUAUGAAUUUACUAAAGAGCUGAGAAAUUUUGUUUACCACUUCGAGGUUUAAAUACUUAUUAAUUAAUAAUAACGAUUAAUAAAUUAAAAUUAUUAAUAUAAAUGUUUUUCUAUUAAUUGAUUUCUUGUAAAUUUAAAAUAAUUCAAAAUAAAAAAUGGCAUAAUAACACUGUUUCUAUAAAUACAAAUUGGAAACAAUAAAGUGCAUGCGCUCAUGACAUAAAAUAUUUUUGUGACAAAAAAUCAUUGCCGUGAUAAAUUAUCUAGCAAUAAUGUAUCGUUUUACAGUUAGCCAUAGUAUAACUUCUUAUAAGAAAAACUACACAAACAGAAUGUUAUUCUGGUCAUUGUAAUCAUGAGCAAUAAUAUGCUUUGAUUUUAAUUUUAACGUUAGAUUUUGUAUAUCAAUAUUUUUUAACACAUUUUACAAGAAAGAACAUUUUGUAACACACUUUCCAAAUCUUUAAUGAUAAUGUUUAAUUUCAUACUAUGCAUUAACUGACUAAUUUUUCCUUAAGAAACUAAUCGCACACAAGAUACAAGAUAUGAUUAUUCCAUAGUAAUUAUUUUACGAGAAAAUUUUCAGUACGACAUGCGAAUGAUUAAGUAUUGAAUGACUUAUAAAAGAGUGUAUGAAAUCAUAUGUAUAAAAGAAUAAACAACAAGAAUAAAAUGUGACGGUUAAAAAAAA